Molecule: messenger RNA, 3572 nt
Organism: Wasmannia auropunctata (little fire ant)
Lineage: Eukaryota; Metazoa; Arthropoda; Insecta; Hymenoptera; Formicidae
Exons: 5
Coding region: 869-2854 (661 amino acids)
Source: RefSeq, a predicted model, not a curated record
CGACGGAGUUGCCUGGUUGCAGCGUGGGUGACACGCGUUCGCGUCGGCCCGGCCAGCUCGAUUCGAUUAAACCUCGCAGCUGCAGCCCUCUCACACGCCGCGAACGGGGUGAGACCUCGUGCCGCCGCCGCCGUGGCCAGUGGCUCGUUAUACCGAGCGUCAUCAUCCCUUCGCGCGUACGUCAGAGUUGCGUGAUCGCGAUUCGCGUCCCGACACCGUACACUUCGAGGACGAAACGUCGAAUCGUGCAACGAUCCGCGGCCGCCUCCCAUUCGUAACGUCGACACGCGGGUGCGAGAGAUAAUUGAAAGGAUCUCCUCGCGAAGGCUAUAAUUCUCCCCUGACCGUUUUCCGUCGUGCGCGUGAGAACGGCGCGAGAUGAAUAUACGCGCCGAUUGCGUUUCCACGAUCUCGUCGUCCUGAUGUGCCGAAAGCGCGGAUCCUGUGCAAAUCUCGCGAAUACGUGUCGCUGCAAGUUAAUUUAAAAGUUCCGGACUUCCCAGGAUAUCAAUUUCAUGGAUUGUCACUUUUUGCAUCAAGAACGGGGCUCGUUAGCGUGUCGAUUACGUGUCAGCAUCUUCGCGAAGCACGGCGGCUGCUCGAUGAUCGUCUUCCCUUGUCGAGAGGACGAAGAAGCCGAGGACGAAGAGAACGGUGAUUCGCGGAUAGACGGAUGUUUAUGUCACGAUCGGCGAUAUGUCGUGCGACAGAAGGGGACGAAUGGCGAACAGUUGUGAAAUGUCCCUGACAAGGGUAAACCGAUCGCGAAAUAUAACUUGAUAGAAGGGAACGACGGGACUCGCGGCGAGGAUCAUGCGGGAUUAUUUCUAAUCUCCCGUGACCCUGCGAAAGGCGCGACCACGACAGCAUGAUGUGGAAGGCGAAAUGGUCACGCUUCACCGAGUGCUUCUGCCGACGGCCCGGCCUCGUUCUGGUUCUGCUGCCAUGUCUGAUUAUCGUCACCCUCUACCUCGUUUCCGGCGACGAGUAUGAGUACGACGUACUACAGUAUCCGUCCUUCAAGUCGUAUAACGUCGCUGAAGGCACGGUGGACGGUUAUCUCGUAUGGAAUCCAAAAUGUCACAUGCUGUCCAAAAAGCCUUUGGAGCCGUCCAUCGCGAGAUUCGUGAGGAAGGAAAAACUGGAGAAAUGCCCGAACGAUCGCGUCCUCUCACAAGUUUCUAAGGAGCCUAACGGCAGCGUGUUUCUUUCCCUCGAUCCCACCAUAAAAAGCAUGUACAGCGACGUCGCUUGCUGCUGGUCGUCCGUAGUCAGGCCCAAGGUGGAUAAGCCCAAGAAGGACAAUUACGAUUCUACGAUAUCAGUCAAGCAGUGCGAGAACUUCACAGGACAGGUAGUGCUUCCGCGCGAAGUGGAGGUGGCAUACGUAUCGUGCAAGACGAAAUCGAAGCCCUGCAAGGCGAAGACGAAGACGGUGUACGAGAACGUUCACGCGAUCCUGAACCCGGAGAAGGUACGCGAACGCAUAGAUCACAAUGGCAGCCGGCCCGGAAAUUUUUCAAGGAAAUUGAGCGUGCUCGUCCUCGGCAUCGACAGCGUCAGUCGGCUGAACUUCUAUCGGGCCAUGCCGAAAACCGAGAGGUAUCUGCGCGAAACCGGCUGGAUCGGCCUGAAGGGCUACAACAAGAUCGGCGAUAACACAUUUCCAAAUCUGAUGGCAAUUCUGACCGGUCAGACGCCGCAACAAGCGUAUUCGCGAUGCAAGCCAACGGUGGCGUACAAGCUCGACAACUGCCCCUUUCUUUGGCACAACUUUCGCAAUGCCGGCUACGUCACGGCCUACGGUGAGGACGAGACCGUCCUCAACACGUUUAACUACCUCAAGGUCGGUUUCGUCGAGCCGCCUACGGAUUAUUACUUGAGACCCUACAUGCUGGCCAGCGAGAAACUCCUUAAAAUCAAGAAAAGAUUCAACAUGAAGUAUUGCACGGGUCCUGAGUUGAGCUUCGAACGGAUCUUCGACUACGCCGUGAAUUUUGCCCAAACCUUCGUCGACGUACCAUAUUUCGGUUUCUUCUGGACGAACACGAUCAGCCACGAUAACAUGAACGGUAUCUCGUCGAUGGACGCUCGCGUGUUGAAGAAAUUCGAAUUUCUAGAGCAGGAGGGAAUACUGAAUGACUCGAUGAUAGUCUUCCUGAGCGAUCACGGUAUGCGCUGGGGCGAGUUUCGCAAUACCUUUGUCGGAUGGUACGAAGAGAGAUUGCCGUACAUUUACAUCUGGCUGCCCGAGUGGUUCCGUCGGGAGAAUUCCGAGGCCCAUCGAGCCCUCGCGGUGAAUCAGAAUCGACUCACUUCGCCGUUCGACCUCUACGAGACGCUACGAGAUGUUCUUACCAUCGGUGGUGGCGAUGCCGAUUCGAGUCCGGGAUGCCCCACCUGUCAGUCCCUCUUCGCACCUGUUCCCAGAGAGAGAGGCUGCCAAGACGCGGGUGUGGUUUAUCACUGGUGCACUUGCACGGCCUUCAAGUCGAUUAACGUCAACGACAGAAUCGCUACCGGUGGCGUGCAGAAGUUCCUGGAUCAUGUUGAGAGCAUCGUGAAGAAUUACAAGGACAAAAGAGGCCGGCGGCUGUGCGCGCGGCUCAAGCUGAAGAAGAUACACCGGGUGGACCAGGUGAUUGAUUUCGGCACGGAUAAUUCGUCCAGCAUCGCUUAUUUUUAUAUGAUUCAGACGGCACCUGGUAACGGUAAUUUCGAGGUAACCAUCAGGUACCACGGCGACGGCAAUUACACUCUAUCCGAUAGCGAAGUUAGCAGAAUCAAUCCUUACGCCGUGAGCGCCAGAUGUCUGAACCGCGGUAUGAAGCAGUAUUGUCACUGCAUGAAGUAAACGAACUUAUCAAAGGUUUGGCUUUAUACGCGUCUUGUCGUAACUUUGUACAAUACUUCAUUAGUAUUUUGUUAAUUGAGUCCGAUAAAUCGAAUCGAUCAAAAAGUUAAUUCUUUUUAAAGCUAGAAGGCCUAUAACUGACUUAAAAAAACGCAACUCCCAAAUUGAAAAUACAUGGCGGUGAAAAGUAUUUGUAGUUACUUUAAGGGUACAAUUAAUUUUGAUGCUUGAAAUGCUUUGAAAUAGUCUUUGAUUGAUUCAAUUCGGAAAAUUUUUUCUUCUGAUUCAGACAAUACUUCGAAGUAUUUGUAGUAAAAGUUUGACCGCGCUCUAAAUAACUUUUCUGAAACAUAAUACCUCGCGAUGCGUUUGUAUGAUGCAUCGAAACAAGUUUUUACUUUUGUGAUACGUCACGUGUCUUCUCCGCAACGAUCGAUUGGAUUUAAUACAUUACUUUAUUAAAUAUGUAAAUCAUGCAAUUUUGAAUCAAUUAUUGUUCAACACGUAAAUGUGUGUGGCACAAUUCUAUUGAUAUGCUUGGUACAUAUCAAAUAUAAAUUGAUUGCCUCAUCUCAAGGAACUAGGGACCUGAGUGUGGAAAUACAUUUCAAACACACACACACAUACACACACACACACACGCACGCACGCACGCACACACAUAUAUAUAUAUACAGGGUAUCCCAAAAAGGUCGGGACCUCAGAAUAUCUCAAAAAA